Cinara cedri is the source of this 670-nucleotide messenger RNA. NCBI's taxonomy places the organism in Eukaryota, Metazoa, Arthropoda, Insecta, Hemiptera, Aphididae. The record is from the annotation of a GenBank genome assembly.
AUGUCUACCCGCAAACGUUUUCGCCGGUGUACACGUAUCCGUCCUACCCCUAUACUUAUCCGGUGUCUUACAAUCCGUACAUUACUCUUCUCCGCCGAUAGACGAAUUUUAAGUAAGUAAGUAAAUAAACAUGUGAGCUCAAUAAAUUGAAUUAUUAGAAAAUAUUUUACUUAUAAACAGCAGCCAGUCUUAGUAUAAAGGUUUCAUCUUGAUUAAUCCUUUUUUUAAGUUUUUUGUUUUAAAGCCGUCUGUAUCUACUGAUUUAGAAGUAUUUACAUAUUUAUAUAAACAUUUAUCACAAUAAUUCCUAGAUAUUUCUUGAAGAUCCUUACAGUCUGAACUCGAAUUUACUGAAGAAUAAAUUGCUUUACUACCUAUUUAAAAAAAAGAAUUGUAUUGUAUAUAAUUACAGUAAUAACUUAUGAGUUACAUUAUGAUGUAGGUAUAAACAAUUAGUUUUAUUGUGUAAACAAUAUUCUCCUUAUCGAACCGAAUCUUAUUCUCUCAGCUUUCGCCCACGCUCAGUAAUCAUCUGAGUAUUGAAAACUGCAUAUUGUUUUUAUCAAUUAUUGUUUUAUUUAAUGAUCCACAUAAUAAUUAUAUCUCUUUAUUUUCAGAAAAAUAUGAAAAUACGUCUACAGAAUCAACAUCUUUUGAAGAUUACAAAUAA